Molecule: messenger RNA, 150 nt
Organism: Entrophospora sp. SA101
Lineage: Eukaryota; Fungi; Glomeromycota; Glomeromycetes; Entrophosporales; Entrophosporaceae
Source: the annotation of a GenBank genome assembly
AUGGGUGAAAUUGAAUCAUACAAAAAUGGAUAUGGAGAUGCUGGUAAGCCAAUAUUUCCAUAUGAUUUAAUUUCUAAACAUUUUAAUAGAGAAACUCUCUAUGAAACAAUUAAUAUUAUUGUACGAUUAGACACACAACCCCCCUAUUAG